Molecule: messenger RNA, 1365 nt
Organism: Talaromyces stipitatus ATCC 10500
Lineage: Eukaryota; Fungi; Ascomycota; Eurotiomycetes; Eurotiales; Trichocomaceae
Exons: 2
Coding region: 1-1365 (454 amino acids)
Biological process (GO): phosphatidylinositol dephosphorylation
Molecular function (GO): phosphatidylinositol-4,5-bisphosphate 5-phosphatase activity
Source: RefSeq, a predicted model, not a curated record
AUGACCAAUCCAUCGGCACAUGAAGAAUGCCUAAGCGCAUACAUUCUCACCUUUAACUGUGCUCGAAACCCAAUUCACCAAGACUACUUCGCAGCCCAUCUCUUCGAUGUCUUGCCGCAACAACAAUACAACUCCGCGCCACCUGAGUUUCUGGUCUUGAGUUUGCAAGAGGUUGCGCCUAUAUAUUCUGCUUUUCUGGGUGGAUCGUUUCUUAUUCCAUAUUUGAGCGCUUUUCAGAAGGCUGUUGAUAUUGCGACGCGGAAUCGAUGGCCGUGUAGUACUGCCGAGGAUGACAGGGUCAGAUAUGUGAAUGUCGUCACGCAUCAUUGUGGACUUACAGCACUACUCGUGUUUGUCAGAUCCGAUAUAGUUGAUAAGGUGGUCUGGACGGAUACAGCGGAGGUUGGAGUCGGGCUACUGGAAAUGGGUAAUAAAGGUGCAGUCGGAGCGCGGCUGGGUUAUGUGACGAGCAAGUCCUCUGGCAGAAGCGAGACGAUGGAGUUGACCUUCGUAGCUGCUCAUAUUGCGCCUAUGGAAGAUGCAUAUGAGCGCAGGAAUCAGGACUGGAGGAGCAUUGUUGAGCGGUUGGUUUUUACAAGGUCUGCUGGCGAUGGUGAUCGCGGUGACAAUGGUUACGAUGAGGAUACUCAUCUUCUUCAGCAAGAUACAAAAACUGAAGAGUCUGGAAUGUUUAGUCCACGGUCACACUUUUUCUUUGCUGGAGACUUGAAUUAUCGUACUUCCGAUGUACCACCUAUACCUGGGGAUCAUACCCGAUACCCCCAACCACACGCCACCCCCAAUGAUGCAAUUCAUCAUACGAAACUGUUAAAAAACGAUCAACUCACAAGAGAAUUACUCGCUAAACGUACUCUUCACGGCCUAUCAGAAGCACCAAUCACAUUCCCACCUACAUAUAAAUAUUCAGAGGAAGCUCAGAAAGCAGCGUUAUCCGGAGAACAAUCCCAAGAAUCCAGCAACGGCUGGAAAUGGGCAAACAAACGUUGGCCAAGUGAUGUUCAGGUUCAAGGUUAUAACGCGUUACCUUUGUUUCCGACGUCUGAUCAUCGUGCGGUUGCACUUGCUGUGACUAUACCAUUACAACCAAUUACUCCUCCAGCAUCAUCUCAACUUUCAGGCGUCGAUGAUGUCCGAUUGCAUCCACCAUUCCCCAUCGAUCCUACAUGGAGGACAAGACGGGAAAAUGCUCGAAUCAAAGAGGUUGUCGUCGGAGGGCUUGCCUAUCUAGCCUUGACUUGGGAGGGAAAUGGCAUUUUACUGGCUUCGGUGGCCGGGAUGUUUGGUGGGUGGAUUGUGCUUCGGUCUUUGCUCUUGGGUGAGGUUUCUGGUGGUUUGGAGAUUUAG